This is a messenger RNA of Vanderwaltozyma polyspora DSM 70294, 2307 nucleotides long. It is a transcript of the gene MET6, whose product is annotated as 5-methyltetrahydropteroyltriglutamate-homocysteine S-methyltransferase. The record is from RefSeq and is a predicted model, not a curated record. The transcript has a single exon. NCBI's taxonomy places the organism in Eukaryota, Fungi, Ascomycota, Saccharomycetes, Saccharomycetales, Saccharomycetaceae. Bases 1 to 2307 code for a protein of 768 amino acids. Gene Ontology annotation, molecular function: zinc ion binding; 5-methyltetrahydropteroyltriglutamate-homocysteine S-methyltransferase activity.
AUGGUAAAGUCCGCUGUUUUGGGGUUCCCAAGAAUUGGUCCAAAUAGAGAAUUGAAAAAAGCUACCGAGGGUUACUGGAAAGGUAACGUCACCAAAGAUGAACUGUUAGCUGUCGGCAAACAAUUAAGAGAACAGAAUUGGAAAUUACAACAAUCUAUAGGUGUCGACUAUAUCCCAAGUAAUGAUUUCUCCUUUUACGAUCAAGUCUUGGAUUUGGAACUAUUGUUUAACGUCAUCCCAGAUCGUUACUCAAAAUACGAUUUAGACCCAUUGGACACUUUGUUCGCUAUGGGUAGAGGUCUACAAAGAAAAGAUGUAGACGUCACCGCUUUGGAAAUGGUUAAAUGGUUCGAUUCAAAUUACCAUUACGUUAGACCUACUUUUUCUCAUGGUAUGGAUUACAAACUUAAUGGUAGUAAACCAAUCGAUGAAUUCUUAGAAGCAAAAAAAUUAGGUAUACAAACUAGACCUGUACUAUUGGGCCCUGUCUCCUUCUUAACCUUGGGUAAAGCUGAUAAAGAUUCUUUGGAUCUAGACCCAAUCUCUUUGUUGGAUAAAUUCUUACCUUUAUACGAGGAAGUUAUCACAAAAUUAAUCGAUGCUGGUGCAACUGACAUCCAAUUGGAUGAACCUGUGCUAGUCUUGGAUUUAGACCAACAAGCAAAGGACGCCAUCGUAAAGGCUUACAAUUAUUUGGGUAAGGCUCUGUCUCCAAAGAUUAACAUCUUUUUGACCACUUAUUUCGGUACUGUUGUACCAAACUUGGAUGUUUUGCAAAACUUGCCUGUUAAGGGUUACCAUUUCGACUUCGUCAGAUCCCCAGAACAAUUGGAUUCUAUCUUGAAAUCUAUCGAUUUCAACGAAAAAAUCUUGUCGGUAGGUAUCGUCGAUGGUAGAAACAUUUGGAAGAAUGACUUGGCUAAAUCCACCGCUUUUGUUCAAUCAAUUAUCGACAAAUACAACUUGUCCUCAAAGAACAUCGUCGUCGCUACCUCAUCCUCUUUGUUACACACCCCUGUCGAUUUGGACAAUGAACAUAAGUUGGACCGCAACAUCGUAGACUGGUUCUCCUUUGCCACUCAAAAAGUUUUGGAAGUUGUCGCCAUUGCUCUUAAAUUGAAUGGUGACACUUCUGUCGAUGAUAUAUUCAAGAAGAAUUUGAAGUCUAUCACUGCAAGAAAGAACUCUGUAUUGACUAAUGAUGAAGCUGUUCAAAAAAGGGUGGCUGCUAUCGAUGAUAAAUUGGCUACUCGUAAGUCUCCUUUUGUCGAGAGAGUUACUGUCCAAAAGGAAAUUUUCAACUUACCAUUAUUCCCAACCACAACUAUCGGUUCUUUCCCACAAACAAAGGACAUCAGAAUUAACAGAAACAAAUUUGUUAAAGGUACUAUCACCCCAGAAGAAUACGAAACCUUCAUUAAAUCUGAAAUCGAAAAAGUUAUCAGGUUCCAAGAAGAAAUUGGUUUAGAUGUUUUGGUUCAUGGUGAACCAGAAAGAAAUGAUAUGGUUCAAUAUUUUGGUGAACAAUUGCAAGGUUACGCCUUCACCGAAAACGGUUGGGUUCAAUCCUAUGGUUCUAGAUAUGUCAGACCACCAAUUAUUGUUGGUGACUUAUCCAGACCAAAGCCAAUGUCUGUCAAGGAGUCUGUCUACGCUCAAUCCAUUACCACCAAACCAGUCAAAGGUAUGUUGACAGGUCCAAUCACCUGCUUAAGAUGGUCUUUCCCAAGAGAUGACAUUGACCAAAAGACACAAGCUUUGCAAUUGAGUUUGGCUUUGAGAGAUGAAGUUCAAGAUUUGGAAGCUGCUGGUAUUAAGAUCAUUCAAGUCGAUGAACCUGCUUUGAGAGAAGGUUUACCAUUAAGAGCCGGUAAGGAGAGAUCGGAUUACAUGGACUGGGCCGCUGAAGCGUUUAGAGUCGCAACUGCCGGUGUUCAAGACAAAACUCAAAUCCAUUCUCACUUCUGUUACUCUGAUUUGGAUCCAAACCAUAUCAAGGCUUUAGAUGCUGAUGUUGUUUCCAUUGAAUUCUCCAAGAAGGAUGAUCCAAACUAUGUUGCUGAGUUCAAGAACUAUCCAAACCACAUCGGUCUAGGUUUGUUCGAUAUACAUUCUCCAAGAGUUGCUUCCAAGGAUGAAUUUAUCACUAAGGUUGACACCAUCUUGGAAACUUAUCCAGCUGCCAAAUUCUGGGUCAACCCAGAUUGUGGUUUGAAAACAAGAGAUUGGUAUGAAACCAAAUUGUCCCUAACCAAUAUGGUUGAUGCGGCAAAGCAUUUCCGUGAGGAAUACAAAAACAAAGCUUGA